AUGAGUGUAUUGGACUAUAUCGGUGCUGCUGUGGAGAAAUGCUCCUACAAUUUCAGGCCUGGAAAUGAGACUGAUUUCGCAGAUUCUUUGGGUGGCUCAUGGUAUGUGUCUCCCGUAGCACAUGGUGUAGAGUUCUUGACGGUGGUUCCUUUUUACCUAUUCAUGACAGCUUAUUUUGGAUACAAAGCAGUGGUCAAAGACCAGCUUAAUUACAACUUGCUAAAAUCAGCGCGGAACCGACCUCCCAGAUCACUGUUGGAGACGUUGUGUUUGAUUCUCAUGAUCGCGUCAUAUGCAAUAACAGUUAUACACAAGAUCGCUACAGGAACCAAGUACUUUCUAUUACAGCCUUGUCAUGCAAGUGCUGUCAUUUUGAUUAUUAUCAUGGCAUGGCCAAAUGACAGGCCACAGUUUACACCUCAACUGUUGUUCAACAUUUACCUCCAUACACUGUGGGGCUCUGUGCUGGCAUUGGUGUUCCCAGACCUACGAGAUCACGACAUGCUGGGCGAAGUGUUUAACUUUUUCCUGGAGCACGGGCUCAUUCUCGUGCUUCCUUUUUACCUAUUGACAACCAAACGCUAUGUGGUUUUACCGCUGAAUCUCGACAUGGCACUGUUUAGCUUCUUUUUAUAUGCAUCAUACCACUCACCACUCCUUCAUGCUGUGUCACUCUGGUCUGGCUACAAUAUCAACUACACCCUCGUUUCUCCUGCACUUGGAUUUCUCAUUGUCAUUGGCCAUUGGUAUCGAUUUGUCAUGUAUGGAUCUGCGUUUCUUCUCAUGUUUAUUACGAGAUAUGUAGCUGUGGAGCUCCUUGUCAAAACAGUCUUGAAUGUAAGAGACUCUAAAAAGUCUGCUUAA
Mucor velutinosus is the source of this 864-nucleotide messenger RNA. RefSeq names its product serine/threonine protein phosphatase Pzh1. The record is from RefSeq and is a predicted model, not a curated record. Lineage: Eukaryota; Fungi; Mucoromycota; Mucoromycetes; Mucorales; Mucoraceae. The coding region runs from base 1 to 864 and encodes 287 amino acids. The transcript has 6 exons.